Molecule: messenger RNA, 1443 nt
Organism: Sciurus carolinensis (gray squirrel)
Lineage: Eukaryota; Metazoa; Chordata; Mammalia; Rodentia; Sciuridae
Gene: Il25
Product: interleukin 25
Exons: 3
Coding region: 231-917 (228 amino acids)
Cellular component (GO): extracellular region
Molecular function (GO): cytokine activity
Source: RefSeq, a predicted model, not a curated record
CACCAUGUUACCGGAGUGCUGAGGCUGAGUGGGGUCCCCCCAUAGCCUGAGAAUGGCAGCUAUUCAUGCCGUGAGCCUCGUCCUUAAGGCCUUGUGGGUGAAGAUGACUUCCUCUCAGGCCUUAGGUUUGCUGAAAAUAAAACCAGGACUCCCAAACCAUUCCAGUCAGCCUGCUUCCAGAAGGCCAGUCAGUCAGGGCACCACCAGUGGCUGAGUGAGCAGCAUCCAGCAUGUACCAGGUGAGUGCAGACGCUGCCAGAGGAGUUGCUGAGAGGAAAUUGAGCAGAGGCGUUACUGAGGGUAGAGGGAGGCCAGGCUCCCAGGUUUGGGACCUCAGAGAGCAGCUGGGGAGAGGUUUGAAUGGCAAGGCGACUGGAUUAGGUGAGAGCAGUUCCCUCACUGGCAUUUUCCUACAGGUGGUCGCAUUCUUGGCUGUGAUGAUGGGAACCCACACCCUUAGUUUUCGACUCCAGAAGGACUGCAGCCACUGGCCCAGCUGUGGUACCAGCAAAGGGCAGGAUCUCUCCGAGGACUUGUUGCAGGGACCAACUGUGUUCAUGUCUCCCCUGGAGCCUGACACCCUUGUCCAGCGCCCAGAAUCCUGCAGGGCCAGCGAAGAUGGGCCCCUAAAUAGCAGGGCCAUUUCUCCCUGGAGAUAUGAGUUGGACAGGGACUUGAACCGGCUCCCCCAGGAUCUGUACCACGCCCGUUGCCUGUGUCCACACUGCGUCAGCCUACAGACUGGCUCCCACAUGGACCCCCUGGGCAACUCGGAGCUGCUCUACCACAACCAGACCGUCUUCUACCGGCGUCCGUGCCAUGGUGAGCGGGGCACCCACCAUGGCUACUGCCUGGAGCGUAGGCUCUACCGCGUCUCCUUGGCUUGUGUGUGUGUGCGGCCCCGUGUGAUGGCCUAGCUGUGCCUGCCACCUGCCUGAGGCCAGACCCAUUUGCAAGACUGGAGCCAGGUGUACAACCAUCUUGCUAUGGUGGUCCAGGAUACCCAGGCUUGGUCCCUCCGAAGCACCACCUGUACCAGCCGGCUCCUCAGACAGGAUGGGGGCCUUGGGGAGGACACACACUUCAGCACUUUUUGGAAGCACUUUUGGAAGGGAGCAGCUGCAGCUUCUGGCUGCUGGAAUCUGUUGUCCUGGCAUUUCCUUUCAGAAAGGACCUUCAAAGCUCUGCCCAUUUCUGGAGGUCACACUUCUUAUCCUCCCAUCUGCAGCUGCCCUAGCCCAGCACAGGCACUUUUUUCAUAUUUGCUCUGUUGCCCCUCAUUUCAUUUGUUCAUUCAUUCAUUCAUCCAUUCACCAAAUACUCCGUGAUCAUCUACUUUGCACACGUCCUGAUGUAGCUACAAGUCCUUUGACAUGGAUCGUUCUGAGGAGGAAGCUGUUAUUGAAUGUGGAGAGAUUUAUCCAAAUAAAUAUCUGUAUUUUA